AUGUCGACGAAUGAUUCAAAAUUAUUUUCAUCAAUCAAAUAUUUUACAACUGGUUUUCGUGAUCCAGCGAUUGAAACAGAAUUCAAACAAAAUGGUGCCACACGUUUAUUUUAUUUAACUGAAAAAACGACACAUGUUAUUUGUGAUGAUUUUGAAAGUAAUAAAAGUGAAUUAGAACAAGCUAUCGAAAUUUAUCAAACACCAAUUGUUACGUCCGAUUGGAUAAAAGCAUGUUUAAAAUCGGAUACAUUACUGCCAAUUGAUUCAUAUCGUAGUGCUGAUAAUACUAAUAAUCAUGACAAUACCAAAGAAGGUGACAAAGAUAAUAUUAAACGUCUUUUUCAUUCGUGUACAUUUGCCAAUGCUAAUCUAUUAAAUGAUGAUCAUAAUAAAAUCUAUGCAUUAGCUACAUACUAUGGUGGCCGUUGGAUGGCAAAUUUAGAUAACAAUUAUCAUCCGGAUUUACUUAAAAAUUCAGAUGAAUCAAUGGAUAUUGAUGAAAAUACUGGUAGCAAUGUUCAUAGGCGAUCAACUGAUGAAUCUACAUCAAAAAAAGAUACUCCACAAACAAAAUCUUUUGUAUCGAAACGACCAUUAACCACAGCAAAAACUCAACGUAGUUCAAAAUUUACUUUAACAAAUAGUCAUAACAUUCAAUCAUCAUCGACGAAAGAUAAUUAUAGUUCUGGAUUGUCAUUAGAAGAAAAAUUAAUUCGUCCAUCAGUUUCAGCUAAUUUAGCAAAUUAUAAAUCAAAUUUACAAUUAUCACGCCAUGCACCACCAGAGACAAUGUCAUAUGAAUUGAAUUAUUCAUUACAAGAUAAACAUGAUCGAAUUCCAUCAUCACAAUGUUUGUUAGGUUGUGUUAUUUAUAUCGAUGCACGCGAAUACUCAGCAACUGUAUCAAAAAAUGAUUUAUCAACAUGGUCACAAACAAUAACUAAACAAGGUGCUAUUAUAUCCAAUGAUGUUAUGAAUCCAAAUUUAACACAUUUUGUAUGUGCUUAUUCUACAAGUGAUCUUUUCCGACAAGUUUCAAAACGUGGCAGUGUUCGAAUGGUUACAGCACAUUGGCUAAAUGAUGUGUUACAAAAGAAGAAACUCUUCGUUCCGAAUUUAGCAAUUCAUUAUCCAUCCCUAUAUGAACCAAGUGAACCAGAUAAAUUACCGUUAGCAAAAUCUUCUAUUACAAUCACUGGAUUUGAAGGUCUUGAACGUGCUCGUCUACGUUAUAUGAUACGUUCAUUAGGUGGUAAAUAUUCGGGUCAUUUAGGUCGAUGGCAUACACAUAUAAUUGCACGUGAAAGUGGAACGAGUGAAAAAUAUUUAAAAGCUCUAGAAUGGUCUAUACCUGUUGUAAAUGGUUUAUGGUUAUCUGAAUUAUUUUUAGGCAAUACAAACGCUCUUAAAGAUCCAUUGGAUGAUCGUUUUCGGCGUCUUAGCGGUACACCAGCGAUAGAUCAUUUUUCAUUUGAUCAAAGUUUUGUUCAUGAAUUACUUUUACCUUGGUCGCAACCAAUUCGUGUAUCGGAUGAAAUGCUUCAUGCAGCUAUGCGUCAUCAUAACGAACAAGAAUGUUCAUCAUAUGAUGAUGAUUAUAUGAAGAGUUCUUAUAGUGACGCAAUUAUUCCAUCGAUGGAUGCAACAGCAUCUAAUAAUGGUCCGCUAUUAAUUAUGCUCAGUGGUUUUAAUGCUAAAAUGUUAAAUCAAUACGAAACAAUAAUUAAAUCUUUAGGUGGCAAAAUCUCAACAUUACCAAAUUAUACAACACAUUUAAUAAUGAAUAAAUUUUUGCGUACAGAAAAAUUAUAUGAAUGUAUGGGUUAUGUAUCAUUUAUAUUAAAUAAAAAAUGGCUAGAUAAAUGUAAUGAUGCGAAUAAAUUUUUGCCCGUUGAAGAAUCAGAUUGGUUGCUUGAUGAUGACUUGAAACCACCAAGAAAUUUAUUAAAACAAUCAAUUGAUAAACGUAUUUUGCGUAAAAGCAAACCAUUAUUUACAGGUUAUACAUUCUUUUUAACACCAACUGUUCAACCAUCACAAAUAACUUUAAAAUCAAUUAUCUAUGCACACGGUGGUAAUGUGCGUCGUCAAUUCCCAACAAUUAAACAAUUGACAACAUUUGAUGAACGAACCAAGAUUCCCAAUUGUCUAAUUCUUACAUGUGAUAUUGAUAAAUUAUUACUAAAAGAUUUACAUAAACAUAAUAAUACCGAUUUUGAAAUUAAACUUUUAUCAAUUGAUUUUGUUCUUGAAAGUAUUGUUCAACAAGAAAUACUUAAUAUGGAUACAUUUGUUGUUAAACUAUAA
Molecule: messenger RNA, 2307 nt
Organism: Rotaria socialis
Lineage: Eukaryota; Metazoa; Rotifera; Eurotatoria; Philodinida; Philodinidae
Source: the annotation of a GenBank genome assembly